AUGGCCAUGUCCAAGAUCCACACAAUUGCUUACGUACAGCCACCAACUACUACGCAAUCGGCAUCUGCACCGUGUCUUCGAAUCAACACCACUGUCCCGGGAUCUUCUAUUACGGUUGACAUUCCUUCUGACAUUACCGCGUUUGGACCCAUCAGAGCACGAUACUACUUUUCUCGGUGUGUGACACAGCCUGAGCAGUGUAAAGCUGAAGUCGAAGAUCUGGUUCAGAUGGCUCUUGAUGGGUAUAACUCGGCUGCAGUAUUCAUGAGCACAGGGCCUUUGGAUUCAUUCAAGAAUAGACAAACAAUCAUACAUCAAAUCUUAUCUCGCCUCGAUGAAAAACUCAAUGAAUCAAAAGAACAAGAUGGCAACCGAUCCUUCCAAUUGCAUUACGCCUAUUUAGGCCUUGAUGAGAAGGAUUACUACGAUCUACGAGUGAACCGCAAGUUGAAGAAACAAGAAAUCGACAAGAAUGGUUGGCAGGCGAUAAUGGAGCCGGUCGACAACGCUGAUGACAUAUGGAAGAUCCCCAAAUACGGAGCAAGGGUGCCCUUUGUAUUGAAGAUUCGGCUAUCAGGCAGUCAACAUCUCCUUGGAACGAUUACCGUUAUCGAUUUGUUAUUCCCCUUCUGUCAACCAUCCGAUCAGAGUGCUUCAUUCGCAGAAUUUGUGCAAUUUCUCAACAACUACGCAAAUGUGAACUAUGAAGGCAGCAUCAUCAACGACACGGAUCACUUGCUUACCAAAAUCACAGCCGAAUGCUUUUAUGGAUCAUGUAAAACAGUCGUCUUUGCUUUUGUUAAUGAAUAUCCGGACGACGUGUUGAGAGACACAAUCGACACCUUGGAGCUUAUGCAGACGGUGAGAGAAAUACGGACCGUUGCUAUGUGUAAUGCGAUGGAAAAUCGGAAGGCCGACAUGUAUGAACAGCAAUUGAGCAUCUUACAGCAUCAAUAUGAGUCGGAGCAUAAUGCAGCAAGCAACCUUGUUCAGCAACUUAAGGUUAAGGAUAUGGAUAUUCAUCGACUUGAAGCCGACAAGGAACAUGUACAGCAUGGAUUGGAAGAACGAUCGGAAAAGAUGGAAUUCUCUCUUCAAUUACAAAGGUUGAAAGCUGCUUAUGAUGAGUCAAAGCGUACCACCAAGGCUGCAUUUUUGCAAAAGAGAAUCAAUCAAUUGGCAUCCAUGCUGACUCAUGCACAGGAUACCAUCAAGAAGCAUCAUGAUCACUUUCAAGAUAUCAAGGAAGAACAGCUUCCGGUUAAGCUUGAAGAGCGCGAGAAGAUCCAGGAUGUGAAGGAUGAAAAAACAGCAGAUGGUGCAAGGAAGGAACGACAAACACAAGUAUUUGAAUCGCUAGCUGGCCAACUUGUUCAAAUGCAGAACGAGCUAGAUGAUAUAAAAACCAUUGUUUUCGAGAAGUCUUGA
This is a messenger RNA of Lichtheimia ornata, 1428 nucleotides long. RefSeq lists its product as uncharacterized. Bases 1 to 1428 code for a protein of 475 amino acids. The record is from RefSeq and is a predicted model, not a curated record. Lineage: Eukaryota; Fungi; Mucoromycota; Mucoromycetes; Mucorales; Lichtheimiaceae. The transcript has 15 exons.